Molecule: messenger RNA, 1684 nt
Organism: Acanthoscelides obtectus
Lineage: Eukaryota; Metazoa; Arthropoda; Insecta; Coleoptera; Chrysomelidae
Source: the annotation of a GenBank genome assembly
CUUCUGGCAUCAGUUUUCAUCUUAACCUCACAAGACACGGGCAUACUCGGAGAUCAGUAACUACUGUACGACGUACGACGGUUUAUUACAUUUCUUGUUGUAUGAGAUAUGUUUUAUCGUUUUGUGAUUAAGGUUAUGUUGCUGAUGUUUUGUUGAAGUGUUAGCUUUUAUUUUAAAUUGUGUUUUAAAAUAUUCGUGAUUAGUAAAAAGGAUAUGACUGUCGUUGUUCGUAUAACUCAUACAUCUUGAAGUGUUAUAUAGGACCAUCAGAGAAUUUAACCGUACAAAUAUGCAGAACAAUACUAAUUCUCGCGAUCGCGAGAACAAUCAUCAUUCAAGUUCUUCACACCCCCAUGUGAUGAAUAUGCGAGAGAAAGAAAAAUAUAUAGAAACAUUCAAUUUCCCUUACUGUGAUCUAACCACCAAGUAUGAAAAAGUAACUAAAAUAGGCCAAGGUACUUUUGGAGAAGUGUUCAAAGCUAGGGACAAAAGUAAUCCUAAGAAGUUCGUUGCCAUGAAGAAGGUUCUUAUGGAUAACGAAAAAGAAGGGUUCCCUAUCACAGCACUCAGAGAAAUAAGGAUCUUACAACUGCUGAAGCACGAAAACGUAGUGAAUUUAAUAGAAAUAUGCAGAACACAAGCCUCUCAGCACAAUAGAUAUCGCUCAACGUUCUAUCUUGUAUUUGACUUUUGCGAACAUGACUUAGCCGGACUUUUAUCUAAUGUAAAUGUAAAGUUUAGUUUAGGAGAAAUUAAAAAAGUGGUGCAGCAACUAUUAAAUGGACUGUAUUAUAUACAUAGCAAUAAAAUUUUACAUAGGGAUAUGAAAGCAGCUAAUGUGCUUAUAACGAAGAAUGGAGUGUUGAAACUUGCUGACUUUGGACUUGCUAGGGCUUUCAGCACAAACAAAAACGGCAUGCCAAACAGAUUCACAAAUCGUGUGGUAACCCUGUGGUACCGUCCACCCGAGCUACUGCUAGGCGAACGCAACUAUGGCCCCCCGGUUGACCUAUGGGGUGCUGGGUGCAUCAUGGCCGAAAUGUGGACGCGGUCGCCCAUCAUGCAAGGCAACAGCGAGCAACAACAGCUGACGUUGAUAUCCCAAUUAUGUGGUUCCAUCACACCCAAGGUUUGGCCGGGAGUUGAAAAUUUGGAGCUGUACAAAAAGAUGGAACUGCCGCAGAACCAGAAACGGAAGGUAAAAGAGCGUUUGACGCCAUACCUGAAAGAUCCGUACGCUUGCGACUUGCUGGACAAAUUGCUCGUUCUGGACCCUUCAAAAAGAGCCGAUUCAGACACCGCUCUCAACCACGAUUUCUUCUGGACCGACCCCAUGCCAUGUGAUCUCGGAAAAAUGUUGGCCAACCAUACUCAAAGCAUGUUCGAGUUCUUGGCGCCGCCAAGGCGAGUAACUCAAAUGCGUCACCAUUCGAUACCAAGGCCGACAACAUCUGCAGUGCAAGAUAGCGGGUACCAAGAUAGAGUUUUCUAGUUGAAGAGUGUGCAUGCAGUGAAAAUACUGCGACCUGACUGAUAAUACAUUGAUUUUGAUGUGCAAAGAUCUUUUUUAUUUCUUUCAUAGAAAGUAUUGUCAUACAAUCGUUAACAAUUAAUUCGUAAGAUAUGUAUAAUAUCUAUUAUGUAUAUAGAUGUCCUUUUGUUAAUAAAUUUAUUUUCUUUAUAA